AAAACACAAAUCAUUAGACUCAGGGGAGUUGAAGCUCAGCAGAUGAUGGAACUGGUGCCAUGUCUUUGGGUCGGCUCCUUCGUCGUGCGUCCUCCAAAGCUUCCGACCUCCUGACACUAAACUCUGGAGGAGGAACGCAGUCGGUCCUGGAUGGGGAAAUUAUAUUCUCUAAAAAUAAUGUGUGUGUGCACCCGCCGGAACUGCUGCAGGAUGUGGGAUCCCAUCACCCAGGUUACAUGUGUGUUUAUAUGGAGAAGGAUGAGUCUUUGGGUUCCACUUUGAUCCUUGCUUGGGUUCCAAACUCCCGUAUCCAACGUCAGGAUGAAGAGGCGCUGCGUUACAUCACACCGGAAAGUUCUCCUGUCCGCAAAGCACCACGCAAGAGAAAUAGACACCUGCCCGGGGCAGUCGCCUCCACACCUAAUAAACCAGCGGUUACGUCUAAAGAAUGUCCAGGGGAGAACAUCGGAACAAGGGAAGCCCACUCCUCUGCAGAGCAGAAUCCCUCCGAGUGCUCUGUGGAGGAAAUUGGGGAGCAGUUGGAGGACGAGAAGUCUUUGGACUUAUCUUCUGAUGAAGUGAGCAAGGACAGUACUUUAGACUCUGAUUCGGAUCCCUUCUCCUCGCCCUUCUGCCUAUCUCCAAUAAGUGAGGCUUUGGGCGAGAGCAGCGGGUCUGUGUUCUUGGAAAAUGAAAGCCGGGAUUACGCAGAUAGUCCCACGACUGGUUACACGUCUUCCAGUCUAAAUGCCAACUCCCAGUUCAGGGAUAUGAACGGGCAAGGAAGUGCAGCGAGGUGGGAAGAGCAGCAGAAGCUUUUGGCGUUGGAACAGACGUGCGGCGUGUUCCGUGUGGAUCUGGGUCAAAUGCGUUCCCUACGCUUCUUCUUCAGUGACGAUGCCGGCACCAGUGGACAGUUGGUGGUAGCCAGCAGAGAGAGUCAAUAUAAAGUCUUCCAUUUCCACCACGGUGGCUUGGGGAAGCUCUCGGAGGUGUUCCAGAAGUGGAAGUACUGCCGAGAGACACAACUCAAGGAGCAGGUGACAGAGGAGAAGACCUGUCUUCAUUUCUCCAUCCAGAGGCCCAAUCUUCCUUCUUCUGAAUCUCACCCAGAGGAGGGUAUCUACCGACGUCUGGAUGUCACCAGCUGGCUGCAGCACUUCAACGAGGCCGGGCAGGUGGAGGAGGAAUACAAACUUCGCAAGGCCAUAUUCUUUGGAGGCAUCGAUCCAUCACUGCGGGGUGAGGUGUGGCCCUUCCUCUUGGGGUACUACAACUGGGAGACCACGUCAGAGGAGAGGGAAGCACUGCGGGUACAUCGGAGGGAGGAAUACGCUCAAAUCCAGAAAAAGAGAGUUUCCAUGAGCCCGGAUUCCCAGAAGAAUUUCUGGAGGAACGUGCAGUUCACUGUGGAUAAAGAUGUGGUGAGAACAGACCGUAGCAACCAGUUCUUCAGAGGGGAGGACAAUCCCAAUGUAGAAGCCAUGAGGAGAAUCUUACUGAAUUAUGCAGUGCACAGCCCGGGAGUCGGGUACUCGCAGGGAAUGUCUGAUCUGGUGGCCCCGCUGCUGGCAGAGAUCCUGGAUGAAUCGGACACAUUUUGGUGUUUCGUCGGCCUGAUGCAGAACACAAUAUUUAACAGCUCGCCUUGUGACGAGGACAUGGAGAAGCAGUUGAUGUACCUCCGGGAGGUUUUGCGUCUCGUGCACCCACGUUUCCACCAACACCUGCAGGCGUUGGGUGAAGAUGGGCUACAGAUGUUGUUUUGUCACCGCUGGAUCCUGCUUUGCUUUAAAAGAGAAUUUCCGGAUUCGGAAGCACUAAGGAUGUGGGAGGCUUGCUGGGCUCACUACCAGACGGACUAUUUCCACCUGUUUCUGUGCGUUGCCAUUAUUGUUCUUUACGGAGAUGAUGUCAUCGAACAGCAGUUGCCAACCGAUCAGAUGUUGUUGCAUUUUAGUAACUUGGCAAUGCACAUGAAUGGCGAGCUGGUGCUAAGGAAGGCGCGGAGCUUGCUGUACCAGUUCCGUCUGCUACCCAAAAUACCCUGCAGCCUGCACGAUCUGUGUAAGUUGUGUGGUUCGGGCAUGUGGGACAGCGGCUACAUCCCCCCUGUGGAGUGCACAGGUCAGCAUCCAGAGUCUGAGAGCUGCCUUUACGGAGGAAUCGUGGAGGAACCGUCACCAAAAACCCCAAAGAACAGCAAGAGAGGCCAUAAGCCAUUGGAUGUAUUUAAUUUUAGAAAAUAGGAAGAAUCUACCAGAGAAAUAAAAACGUUCUGGGAAGAUGGCUGUGCGAUUUAAAGGGAAGCUAUCAGUGAAAAUCUCCUAUUUUGGUUUAUCUGGCUGGCUCCCGUCAAUACGGGAUAUUACAUGUCAAGGAGCACUUUAGCCAGAGAAGCUGCCCAUAACGCAGCGUCACAAUGUGCUGCAAAGUGUCCCAUAUUCUCAUUAUCACCGAGUAACAUUCUCCAAAUCUUCUAGCUGAGCCCUUUACACCCAAGAUGUGCAGAUAUUUGUCAGUUCACACAAAGUCUCUGAUUAGUAAAUAAACCCCUUUCCAUUAAAUGUAACCCCUUAAGGACACAUGACAUGUGUGACAUGUCAUGAUUCCCUUUUAUUCCAGAAGUUUGGUCCUUAAGGGGAUAAAUAAUAAUUGCAGGAAUCUGUACAUAGAUGACUUGACACGCUGGGGCUUAUUCACUAAACAUUGAACAAUUCUCCGCUUUGCUCACAGAUUGUGCGUUUGGCAUUUAAUAAACAAACCGCUGUGUUAAAGCAAACCAGAGAUAGUUUAAAGCACGGAUUCCAACUCCCAUUGUCUUUCCACAGUAUGACCACUCAGCUUAACCCUGAAAUCGCAAUUUGUCACGCAUCGUAUAGGCACAAUGUACACAAUCCCGCGCAUUCACAUCUCCAUUACACAAGGUGUUCAAUAACCUGAUUUAUACAAUGUAUAAACAAUGUUUGUCUGUUCUUUUUCUAAUCAAUUUAUCAAAAUAAAUGAAAUGACUUUUUCUUACGUGA
Pelobates fuscus (common spadefoot toad) is the source of this 3026-nucleotide messenger RNA. It is a transcript of the gene TBC1D16, whose product is annotated as TBC1 domain family member 16. NCBI's taxonomy places the organism in Eukaryota, Metazoa, Chordata, Amphibia, Anura, Pelobatidae. Gene Ontology annotation, molecular function: GTPase activator activity. Gene Ontology annotation, cellular component: early endosome. Gene Ontology annotation, biological process: activation of GTPase activity. The record is from RefSeq and is a predicted model, not a curated record. The transcript is spliced from 13 exons. The coding region runs from base 60 to 2249 and encodes 729 amino acids.